UCAAGCACCUGCAAAACUUUUCAUCAUCCACCCAGACCUCUAGGCUCUAGCUCUCGGAUCCCUUGUUCCACAUUGUCUAUUCGAUAUGAUUUUCAAACCUAGAACAUGAUCCAUGCAUACAAAUUCCUCAAUAAACAAUGUCAAAAUUGUCAGAUCAGAUCAUCUCUCAUAUGGCAGAGUUAGAUUACUUGUUUUACUUUAUCCCAACUCAUGGUUCGAGGAAUUAGAUUCGUCAUCCUCGAUCCGAUCAAUGCCCGUUCUGAUGAUUUCAGAGCAGCGACGAAGAACCUGUAAAACGUCCUUUUCUCCUCGAAUUCAUAUUUCCGGGGAUGGAAAGCUUUGGUGUCGUCAUGAUGUGGCCCUCUUCGUCCUACCUGGUGGAAGAGCUCAACAAGAGAUUCAAGCUUUUCAGAUGCUGGAAAGUCCCUAACAAGGAGGAGUUUCUCAGAGAAAAUUCGAACUCCAUUUCAGCUCUAGUUGGCUGCCCCGUAGCUAAUGCUGACUCGGAGACGAUCGAUAUGUUGCCGAAAUUGGAGAUCGUUGCCAGUCACAGUGUUGGCUUGGAUAGCAUCGAUUUGGUCAAGUGCAAGGAGAAGGGUAUUAGGGUUACCAACACUCCUGAUGUGCUCACUGAAGACGUCGCUGAUUUAGCGAUUGGAUUGAUCAUAGCCACGUUGAGGAAGAUUUGCGUGUCUGAUCGUUAUGUAAGGAGCGGGUUGUGGACCAAAGGGGAUUACAAAUUAACCACUAAGUUCAGUGGAAAAUCAGUUGGCAUUUUGGGGAUGGGAAGGAUUGGUUCUGCAGUUGCAAAAAGAGCUGAAGCAUUUGGCUGCCCGAUCAGUUACUGCUCCAGAUCAGAGAAACCAAAUUUGAAGUACAAGUACUAUCAGAGUGUUUUGGAACUGGCAAAGAACUGUCAAAUACUUGUGAUUGUUUGCCCUUUGACAAAAGAAACAUACCAUAUAAUCAACCGUGAAGUGAUUGAAGCUGUGGGUCCGAAAGGCAUUAUCGUGAACAUCGGUCGUGGCCCUCACAUUGAUGAACCAGAGCUUGUAUCUGCACUGGUCGAAGGCCGGCUGGGUGGGGCUGGGCUCGAUGUAUUCGAAAAUGAGCCUUACAUACCCGAGCAAUUGUUUGGACUCGACAAUGUGGUGGUCUUGCCUCAUGUGGGAACUGGAACAUGGGAAACCCGCAAGGAUAUGGCAGAUCUUGUGAUUGGAAACUUGGAAGCCUACUUUCUGAAGAAGCCGCUGUUAUCCCCUGUGGUUUGAUCAUGAGUACUGGGUGAUUUGAAUAAAUGAUUGAUUGAAAUUUGGGGUUGCAGCCUGUGUUUCCUUUGAAGAACUCUGAAUAUUCUGUAGAUGUUUCCUUUUAAAAAAAAAAACAAAAGGAGCAAUCCAGUGCACGAAGCUCCUGCUACUGCAAGGUCUGGGAGGGGCAAUUGUGUACGCAGUCUUACCCCUGCUUCGCAGAAGAGGCCGUUUCCUUUAACAUUGUUAUAAAAAUCUGGUGAACAUAUUCUAUUGAAACUAAGCAGUGAAUUCUGUCAA
This is a messenger RNA of Macadamia integrifolia, 1550 nucleotides long. RefSeq names its product glyoxylate/hydroxypyruvate/pyruvate reductase 2KGR-like. Gene Ontology annotation, cellular component: cytosol. Gene Ontology annotation, molecular function: glyoxylate reductase (NADPH) activity; hydroxypyruvate reductase [NAD(P)H] activity; NAD binding. Bases 330 to 1271 code for a protein of 313 amino acids. The transcript has 2 exons. The record is from RefSeq and is a predicted model, not a curated record. NCBI's taxonomy places the organism in Eukaryota, Viridiplantae, Streptophyta, Magnoliopsida, Proteales, Proteaceae.